AUGUCGUACGGUCUUACAAAGCUGACCUUCUCAGUUCCAGAAGUUGAGGACUAUUUGAGAAGUUCGCUGUGUCUUUUAAAGGUAAUUAAAGGCGUGUCAAUCUUGCUCUAGAUAUAGUAAUUUAGAGAGAAUCAAGAGAAGUAAGAAAUUAUUUUUAUGAAGGUAGUGGCCAGUUUUUAGACGAUCCCGAUAGUUUGCUUCACUGGUGAAACAAAACGUUUUCAAUAAUCGGGGGUAUGCUCGAUAUAUUAGAAAGCUUUAAUGCUAGGGCUAUGCGCUUUGUUGUAGUAUGGAGUCCUAUUAAUGGUUGCUCCUGGGAGCUCAUCUGUGGUGCCUUUAUCCUAAUCUAUCGAUUUGUACACCCCACCUUUUUCACUCCAGGCCUGUUAAUCGCAUACCCAUUCCCUUUAAUUCAGUUUCUCACUGUUCCAUUUCAUUUUUUGAAAUGUUACGAGGCAGAGUAACUGUAGACCCAUGAAGUACUUGGGGUUGUUGAACAGCCAUGGCGAGCCAACUUUGCCAUUUACUCAUUAAACUUUUGACCCUCGAGAUUGACUAGCAUCUAAUUUCUUCUAACAAACAUUCUAACUGAAUCAAACAUUAGGAUCGUGAAGAACAAAGGAAAUGAUCACUAACUGAAAAAGCUCUUGAUUGUUAAACAAAUUCUCCCUGCCAACCCCUUACAAAGUGUACCAAGAACAGUGUGAAGAGUAUGCAUACUGAUGUUAGGUCUGUCAAGUUAAGGUUUUGCUGACUGUAGGUGAUACCUAGCACCAUGUAAUUUUCUUAGACAGUGACCUAUGAAAAAUCCUAAAUAAAGCUCUGAAAGGCAAAUUUUCUCUGUUAAGACAGGAACAUGAUGUGAGUGAUAGUACUACUGGAUUUGAUAAGCUACUGAAGGCACUUGUUACUCCACCUUUGUACACUGUUGUGAGGGUUAAUACUCUGAAGACAACAGUUCAAGAUGCACAGCAGGAAUUACAGAAGAUUUUGGAGGAGGUAUGUGAGAGCUAAGCUUAUUUUGAGUAGCUAGCCCCUUGGUUAUUUUCUCUAUAAAAUGUAAAAAAAAUAUUUUUACAACAGUGAGGUAGGUAAAGCUUGGUGAUGUUUUGUUAAAGAUCUUGUAUAUGGAUGUGACAAUGUUUCCCUGGUUAGGUUUAAUAGCCAACAUAACAGUGAUGGUGGGUAGGUUACAAGGGCUGGUCUCCCCCAAAGCUGAGAUAGAACAGUGGUAAAAGCAUCUAAAUCCAUGCCCAGGUUCAAUUCCUAAAUCCUGAUGUCACAAAUGUGUUUGGUUUGUUUUUCAUUCUUAACCUUACUUUGAGUGCAUUUUUCGGUUCUUUUGCUUCUUCACUUGACAAAAGACAUUCCUUCAAAUCCUAAUUCAACUUGGAAUCAGAGGAUCUCCUUGGUGGAGGUGCCAUUGCUUGAUUCUUCACAAGUAUUUAUUGGUUACUUUCAGAGUUGGAUUUGGUUUAAAUUAAAAUGGGUAUCACUUUAUUUAGGUUCACUAGGAGCUGAAACAUAAUAAGCGUAACAUAUCCCUUGUACUUUCAUAUAUCAUUUGUAAUUCUCCUUACUGUCUCUCAUACAAUUCUUUUAAUGUUAGUUUGUAGAAAUUGAUAUUGGAUCAUCUAAUAAUCCCCUACCUUUUUAUCUUUAUUUGCAUGACUUGUCUGUGUGGUGUCAAAUACAUAUUAUAAGGAGAAAUUCUGUCUUGGUCACCCAGGGGGAGUUAGGGGCUUAAUAUACAUCUUACUCCUUGAAUGAGAUAAGGUAAAACAUGCAAACAAAGGAUCAUUCAAAUUGAUAAAAGCAAGAACUGCAUCCUAUCAAAAUAAAUGUUGUACUAUAACAAAUAAGUUGCAUUUUGAUUGAAGGAGGGCAAGGAAGCAAGACAACAUCAUUACAAAAUGAUCCUGCAUGAGCAAUUGAACGAUGUCUUGCUAAUCCAUGGAUUUGGCCCAGACACUAAUCUUGUACCAGUUGUAAAGGAGAUUAUUGUUGAUUCCAACUGUGGGGCUGCAAUACUUAGAGGGGCAGAUAUCUUUGCUCCUGGUGUCAUGGCAGCUCACCCUGGUGAGUAUUUACAUGUAACUCCCCAAGACAUCUUAAGAUAAGGCAUGUACCUCAGAGAGAGACAGGGGAGAGAGAGCUCCAAUAAUCCUUUGACCCUAAAGAGUGACUAACAUCUAGUUUCUCCUUACAGUAUCACCACUGAAUUAAAAAUAAAGUUAUAAGAAUUAAGGAAAUAAUUUUCAAGUGAAGAAGCUCUUGAUUGAUAAACAAAUUCUCUUUGAAAGUUUCUUUGUAACUGUAUAGAAAACAGUAUGGAGAAUCUGCAUACUGAUCUUAGUGUGUAAAGGGUCAAAUGGGACUCAAAGUUAGGGAUAUUGGGAAAAAUGCCCUGGGAAACCAGAAAAAAUGCUGAGAUUCUUGUGGUAGAUAGUGCCUGAUUUAAGAGGAGGAACUAUUUUCCUUACUAGCUCUGGCAGCUCUUUUGGUUUGAAAAUCUUAAAAUUUAUGUAUACCUGGAUAAAUCCCUUUCAUAUGGCCAUGUUAUUUUCAUUCUCUCUUAAACCUUUCCUCAGGCUGGUUUUAAUGUGGCGUUGUAUGUACAGUAAUAUAGCAGAAACAGAGACAUAUGCAGUUAGAAUGGAUAGCAUUAUGAUGUGGGAAUGUGAUAAAUUACUUUUAUUUAACAUUCAUUUAUAGGCAUGGAAAGUGGAGACACAGUCUCAGUUUAUGCCGAUCUGGAAGGGAAAUGCCGUAAAGGUCUUACCAAACAUUACAAUGGUAAGAGGGUAUUUUUGGGAAAUGGAACAGCUGUCCUUGCCAGGAAAGAUCUAUUCUGCUCACAAGAACAUGUGAGGUAAUUGUUUUGGCUACAGUUAGAGGUCUUUUUAAUUCUCAUCAUGACAAACUUGACUUUUUUUUUGUGAAUUCUUUGCUAACUGUCAAUCCAGAGAGCAUGUUAAAACAUGUAACAAUUCAGAUUACCUUUAUUUUCUUGCAUGAUUUGUUGUAGUGUUUCUCAUGGAAGACUGAGGUAGAUGCCUUAUCUGCUAUGUGAACUCAUUUGCAGAAGGGUUAGGGCAAUGAUGCCUCAUUACUGUUGGAUUUUUUAGGCAUGGAUAAGCCUUAGAGGUUGUUUAAUUUGCAUCUUUGUUUUCUUUCCAGUGGUGUGGCAGUUCAUAUGACAUCUCCUUUGUUCAGCUGUCCAUCACUGGGGGGAGUGCUUCCUCAUCUGCUGUUCCUUCAAAACUUGCCGUCUGUGGUGGUUGGACAUAUGUUGGACCCUCAACCUGGUGAAGUCAUCUUAGACAUGUGUGCUGCUCCAGGUAAAAUAGACAAACCACUGCCACCUUUUAGUUUGGAAAUGGGUUAUAUUAAGUCUUGAGGUCUUAAACACUUGAUUGCCCAUUGUUAUCAGUGCUAAUCCUGAUGUCUUAAUUUUGAUGAGAAUGGGAAUUUGCCCACCCUUCCCCAGAAAUGAGUGCCAGUCCAUCAUGGCUAACCCCUACCCCCUCUAAGCAUUUUAUCAAGUUUCCUAGAAAGUUAUUAAUACCUAGUGACAGUGUUAUGGAUAAUAACUGUAAAAUACAUAUCUAGAAAUUUCUAGAAUGCUUAGUCAUGAUGACAUGCAUACCAUGGAAAAUUCUGAAGAGAGGCAGUGUGAGAUUAAACUGUCUUGCUGGAGACUACAGAACAAUAUCCCAGCUUGGGUUGAACUCAGACCUUUUGGUCAUGAGAAAAGUGUGCUUUCCAUACCCCUUUGAUAUGUGAUUAUAUGCAAGAAUCAUAGCCAACAGCUGGGAGCAUGCUACCAACUCACUCCUGUGUUGACAAUUACUUUAUUGUAUACACCUACUAACAAUCUUACUGUUAUAACAAAGACAAAGAAGCUCUUUCAAGCAAAAUAGUUGAAGUUGUUUUAGAAUGUACAGAGUGUUUUUACAUUGCCUUACAUUUGUUAUUUUAGGUGGAAAAACCACUCAUGUGGCCUCCCUCAUGGGAGACAAGGUGAGCUUUUAAAAAAAAAAAUAUUUUAGUGAUUAGGUGUAGCAUUAGCUUUUUCUUUGUUUGCACCUAAGAAAAUUGUUAAAUCAAAGAACUGAUGAGUCAGUGAUAGGCAGUGACAGCCAAAUACCUCUGAAAUAUGUUUUUGGUUGAAUCUUCUUUUAUUCAAAUGCAUUGCCUCCUAUGUCAACUCUUUGUCCUCCUAAGUUAAACAUAUUUUAGGACAUUGCAUGUUUCUGAAUUGACAGUUGGGGUCAUGGGUAUUUAACAAUUAAGACUUUUAUCCUCUGUCCCUUUUCUGAAUUGUGUAAAGAUUAAUUUUACCCCUUUAAUUCCCAUGAGGAACCAAGACAGGAUUUCUCCUUACAAUAUCAAUACAAUAUCAAGCAGACAAGUGAUGAGAAUAAAUAAAAAUCUUAAUUAGGGGAUUAUUAGUUGAUCCAAUACUAAAUUCUCCAAACUAACAUCAGAAGAAAUAUAUGGCAGACAGUAAGGAGAAUUACUGAUGAAAUCUUGGGAGUAAAAGGGUUAAAGAAAGUUAGGUUGUUAUUCUGUUUUUUUUAAGGGUGUGGUAAUUGCUUUUGACAAGAGUGAGCCAAAAGUAGCCAAACUGAGAGCAAACUGUGAAAAGCUUGGUAUCCAAUGUGUAAAGAGUUUUAUAUAUGAUGGUGUUAAGUCUCUCGACUCUGAGAAACAUUACGGUGAAGAAAACAGUAAGUGUAUGUUGCUUUCUAAAAUAAUACAAUUUUUGGACAAUUGGUUGUAAUUUGGGAAAUGGAACAAAGUGCCUAUCAUUGUGGUAACAUUAAGCUGAGCUGUAGUGUUGUCUUUUGUAACUGUGGAAAGUCUGGACAAAAAGUAAUUUGAGAAACCCAAUCAACGGCUGAUCACAGAAUAUAAAGGAAAAAGGGAGAAAUGCAGUGAACCGAUGAUAUUUCUAAAUAGAAUACUGUUUUCUUUCAUCUAAGUGGUAAAGAGUGUGGCUGGAGUUUAUUUAACCAAUCACAGAGUGCACUGAAAAUAAAUCAAGAACAAAUAAGGUGUACCUCAUAAUACUAUUUACGUGAAUGAGUAUCGCAUUUACAUUAAUCCUCCUUCGCUUUCUGUUUAGCUUUUCUCUCGACGUCCCCACCCUACCCGUGUGGUAGUUUUGACCGCAUUCUUCUCGAUGCGCCUUGUAGUGCUUUGGGUCAGCGUCCUCAGUUUUUCGUCAGAAUGACUUUAAAAGAGUUACAGUCUUAUCCGAGGUUACAAAGAAAACUCUUUACAACUGUAAGUUGAAAAAAAUAAUUACACCUAAAGGAUCGUUUACUGUUACUUAAAUUGUCUCAUUAAUUUUUUUUUUAAUGUCUGAUAAUGAUACAUGUAACCAUCUUCCAUCGGACGCUGUCAUCAUUUGACCAACGGUCCUUUCAUUGUUUGUAUGGCUACUCAUCUCGCGCUUGGUUGUAACUACGUAGGCAGUGGGCUAAUAUAUCUAAAUCCUCGUCCACGCUCGAAACUUCAGCUUUAAAGGGUGUUGGCCAAUCUACAUUAUCAACUCAGUUAAUAAAACCCCAAUUUAUUAUCUUGUAAUACUCCUUAUCGACGCAACGCCACCGUUUCUAGAAACUUCGGCCUGUUUAUACAAAAAACGAGGUGUUUAUGAAAGACUUCGCCUCUAAACCCAUUUUCGAAACUCUCCAUUUUCAUAAAAGCACUCUGGCUUUUUAUGGGUUGUCAUGAAAACGCAUCGUUUUGGAAACGCUCCUUUUACUUAAAUGAAAGCGAAGCUUUUGAAAACGGUUUGGAGGAAAGCGUCGCAUAAUGGUGCUCUUACCAUUGUCUUCCAGCGUUUUUUUAUAGGGGGAAUGUAAGCAAAAGCUCAUCAAGAUGUUGGUAUUUUCAAGUAAAUACGCGACUUUGUGAACGGCUGAAACUGAUUCGAGAACGGUUUUAUCUAUGAAAGUAAUUUGCUUUAUAUUAGUUGAGACGAAAAAGGAUGCUUUAGCAAACUUGCCAGGAAAGGCGAUUUCAGGAGAUCCUUAAAAACCAGUCUUGCAACAUUUUGUAUGAGAGAAAUGAAACCUUUUAUAACUUAACACUCGAUUAAAAAUCUCUCUGAGCAAAUAGUAUAUUUUGUCUACUUUUUCCCCUGUACUGACCCUAUCCGUUGCUUUCUUGUAGGCUGUGGGGUUAUUAAAGGAAGGAGGGGUACUUGUUUACUCUACUUGUACUAUAACUCCACAAGAAAAUGAAGAACAAGUAGCUUGGGCUCUGAAGUCAUUUCCUUGCUUGAAAUUAGAUAAACAGGUCAGGUAUCAUUCUUUAAUUUAUGACUAAUUAUCCAGUCAGUGAUUUAGUCUCUUGUGCUCUAUUCAGCCCCAGUUUACGUUGCAGAAACUCGUCUUAGUCUCGGUGAAAUUGUGGGUUAUUGGGCUUGACAUGUCUUUUAAGGGUGAAGGGAAAAUAUUUCAUGCAACAUGUGUCUUAUAAGAUCUCUGUUCUAAUAUUUUGAGGUUGCAUGAGGAAUUUUUGAAAGCUGUCGGUACCUGUAAUGUAACCAAUGAAGGUCAACAAAUACUUAGGUGCAAGAAUACAGCCAAAGAUAGCAAGGAUGGUCAAGAAUGGAGACGAUUGACACGGAUUGAAAAUAACAAACCUGAUUUAAUUCCUUUCGGCGAAGUUCAUCGCGUUAAUCCAAAAAAAUCAGUGGGAAAAAAUAGACAAUAACAAAUCGUUGUUAGUACGCCGCGCAGAACUCUGGGAACGAGGCGCGCGAGAAGUGUGUUGCGAGCGUAACGCAGAGGUCAAACUCUCUCGCCCUAGACACAAUUUUUUUGGCUGUUUUUUUUUGGACUUGCGCGACGAACUUUGUCGAAAAGGAUGAACUGCUCGGAAUCUUUUUCUUAGUCGACGUUUUGUUUCUUUUUCUUACAGACACCUCAUCUGGGAGGACCAGGUCUUCGUACUUGUGGUCUCUCAGAUGAUGAAUGUCAAUUGGUACAGCGGUUUGAUCCGACUAAAGUUAAUGUUACGGACACAGGAGGAUCUCAGUGUAAUGAAGAUACUAUCGGUUUCUUCAUUGCUAAGUUUAUUAAAAAGAAAAUUUUAUAAAA
Pocillopora meandrina is the source of this 7118-nucleotide messenger RNA. Lineage: Eukaryota; Metazoa; Cnidaria; Anthozoa; Scleractinia; Pocilloporidae. The record is from the annotation of a GenBank genome assembly.